Messenger RNA from Lathyrus sativus (Indian pea), 2010 nucleotides. The record is from the annotation of a GenBank genome assembly. NCBI's taxonomy places the organism in Eukaryota, Viridiplantae, Streptophyta, Magnoliopsida, Fabales, Fabaceae.
AUGAAUCCUAAGGUUGGCAAUGGUGCUGUCACUCUCCCUUCAAAGGGAGAAGCUUCAAACAAUCCAAGACAAGCAAAGGGAAAAAAAGUAGAUGAUGAAGAAAAAGAGUUAACUAUUGAGGAUCUUGAGACAAGAAUAUGGAGAGAUAAAAUGCUACUAAGGAAGAUGAAGGAAGACAGAAGACAAGGUGACAAAUGCAAAUCAUAUGAACAAUUGAAAAGAAAGACAAUGACGCGGGCGCAAGACGGUAUCUUAAGGCACAUGUUAAAGAUGAUGGAAGCUUGUGAUGUACGCGGCUUCAUCUAUGGAAUAGUACCGGAGAAUGGGAAACCGAUGAGCGGUUCUUCGGACAAUCUCCGAGGUUGGUGGAAAGAAAGAGUGAAAUUCGACAGAAACGGUCCGGCUGCAAUUGCAAAGUAUGAAGAAGAAAUUGGAAUAUCAAGAAUGAAGGAAAUGUUGAAUGGUGAUUCUGCAAUACCUUGCUCGUUGCAGGAACUACCUGAUACAACAUUAGGUUCGCUUUUAUCAUCGUUAAUGCAACAUUGCGAGCCACCACAGAGACGAUUUCCGUUGGAUAGAGGAAUUUAUCCGCCGUGGUGGCCAACCGGGAGAGAAUCAUGGUGGAACGAAAUGGGAUUUAGCGAAGAUCCCGGUCCACCGCCGUAUAGAAAGCCGCAUGAUUUGAAGAAAGCUUGGAAGAUUUGUGUUCUGCAUGCUGUCAUUAAACAUAUAUCUCCGAAUAUUCAGAAGAUUAAGAAUGUUGUUAGGCAUUCGAGGAGUUUACAAGAUAAACUCACUGCUAAAGAAACCGCUAUUUGGGUUGCUGUUAUUAAUUACGAAGAAAGACUUGCAAGAAAUAAGUAUCCUGAAUUGUUCGCAACUCUUAAUUCUUGUGGCACCGGAAGUAAUUGUCUUCUCGUCGAGACCAACGAUUAUGACGUGGAUAUUGUGGAGCGUAGACGAGCAAAACCAUUACCAUUUCCAAAACCUCCGUCAUCAAGCGAUGGUGCUAAUAGCGUUAGGAUUGAUGAACUUGUUGAGAAAACUAGUCCUCAACGCGAGGGGUUUAAGAGUAUUGAUGGAAGUGCUUUUGUUGGAAAUGGUGGAGAAGAGAACCAAGCUCAAAGACAUUUCAACAAUGUCAAUGUAUCUCCAAUGAACAAUCUUGAUGAAAGUGGUGCUAAUAAGAGAAAAGCUAAGGAACUUGAUGAAAAUCAUGAGGGUUAUAGUGCUAUUAAUCUUCAAUUCCAAUACCAUAAUCAAGGUGGUGGUGCGGUUAACAAUUCAGCACCCUCCUCCAAUGUUUCUGUUAUGCCACCUUUUGAGGUUUCUAACAAGAGAAAAUGUGAACUUGGUAACAAAAGUGCUUCUACUAGUACUACUCAUAAUUAUGAGAUUUUCUCUUUGCAAGAAGAUAAGAAUGCAAGUAACAAUCACCAUUUUGCAAGCAACAACAACAAUCACUUCCAAAUGGUUGGAGUUGGAGGCUCAAGAAAUUGUCAGAUUGUCAAAAAUGACAAACCUGCUGCGGCAAAUCAGAUCAAUCAUCAUAGAGGUAUUAAUUACACAGAAGGAGAAGAAGAUGUUUCUGAUUUGAUGGACAUCAUUAACUCAGGUCUUGAGAUGAAGAACACCACCAUGAAUGUUAUGCCAGCUGUGAACAUGAAUCCUCCUACACAUGCUGUCAACCAAAACAGCAAGAGAAAUAAUAGUUCAAUGCCUGUUAUGAACAUGAUUCCAACUCCUGGAUAUAACCAAAGCAUGCAGCCUCAAAUGGACAAUAAUUUCUAUGGUCAACAAAGGGGUGCAAAUAGCAACUUUAACUACAAAGUUCCUGUGAAUGAUGAAGUAGCCAAUAAUGUUCCAAUGCAUGCAAAUGUCUCCACAACAACAGCAACAACAGCCUUUGAUUCUCAAUCUGAUGAUGAUGCUUAUAACAGCUAUGACUUUAUUGAUUCUCCUAUGGUAGGAACACCAAAUUAUGAUUUUUCUAUGCUCUUUCAUAAGUGA